This is a messenger RNA of Sciurus carolinensis (gray squirrel), 2285 nucleotides long. RefSeq names its product prostaglandin E receptor 3 (gene Ptger3). The record is from RefSeq and is a predicted model, not a curated record. Gene Ontology annotation, biological process: intestine smooth muscle contraction; negative regulation of gastric acid secretion; adenylate cyclase-activating G protein-coupled receptor signaling pathway. The transcript has 4 exons. NCBI's taxonomy places the organism in Eukaryota, Metazoa, Chordata, Mammalia, Rodentia, Sciuridae. Gene Ontology annotation, cellular component: plasma membrane. Gene Ontology annotation, molecular function: prostaglandin E receptor activity. Bases 153 to 1325 code for a protein of 390 amino acids.
UAGCGGAGCGUGGCGGCGGCUGAGCCCCGCACCAUGGAGGGCAGCCCCGUCCCAUCCUGGGUCGCCGCCCGCCUCGGCCACUGCCCGAUACCCGUCUGCCAGCUCUCGCUGCUGCUCUCCGGGCACCGUCCCCUCCUCACCUCAAAGUCAACAUGAAGGAGACCCGGGGCGACGGCGGGGACGCCCCCUUCUGCACCCGCCUCAACAACUCCUACCCGGGCAUGUGGGCGCACGAGCGCUCCGCCGAGGCGCGGGGCAACCUCACCCGCCCCCCAGGGUCGGGGGAGGACUGCGGAUCCGUGUCAGUGGCCUUCCCGAUUACCAUGCUGAUUACCGGCUUCGUGGGCAACGCGCUGGCCAUGCUGCUCGUGUCUCGCAGCUACCGGCGCCGGGAGAGCAAGCGCAAGAAGUCCUUCCUGCUGUGCAUCGGCUGGCUCGCGCUGACCGACCUGGUUGGGCAGCUGCUCACCACUCCGGUGGUCAUUGUCGUGUACCUCUCCAAGCAACGUUGGGAGCAGCACGACCCGUCGGGGCGGCUGUGUACCUUCUUUGGUCUGACCAUGACUGUUUUUGGGCUCUCCUCGCUCUUUAUCGCCAGCGCCAUGGCCGUCGAGCGGGCGCUGGCCAUUCGGGCGCCACAUUGGUACGCGAGCCACAUGAAGACAUGCGCCACCCGAGCUGUGCUGCUCGGUGUGUGGUUGUCAGUGCUGGCCUUCGCCCUGUUGCCGGUGUUGGGUGUGGGCCAGUACACUGUUCAAUGGCCUGGGACGUGGUGCUUCAUAAGCACCGGUCGAGGAGGCAACGGGACUAACUCUUCCAACAACUGGGGCAACCUUUUCUUCGCCUCCACCUUCGCCUUUCUGGGGCUCUUGUCUUUGGCCGUCACCUUCGCCUGUAACCUGGCCACCAUUAAGGCCCUGGUAUCCCGCUGCCGGGCCAAAGCUGCGGCAUCGCAGUCCAGUGCCCAGUGGGGCCGGAUCACAACUGAGACAGCCAUUCAACUCAUGGGGAUCAUGUGCGUGCUGUCAGUCUGCUGGUCGCCGCUUUUGAUAAUGAUGUUGAAAAUGAUCUUCAAUCAGACGUCAGUUGAGCACUGCAAAUUGCAGACAGAAAAGCAGAAAGAAUGCAACUUCUUCUUAAUAGCUGUUCGCCUGGCUUCACUGAACCAGAUCUUGGAUCCCUGGGUUUAUCUGCUGCUAAGAAAGAUCCUUCUUCGAAAGUUUUGCCAGAUCAGGUAUCACACAAACAACUACGCAUCCAGCUCCACCUCCUUCCCCCACCAGUGCUCCUCGACCUUGAUGUGGAGUGACCACUUGGAAAGAUGAUGAAAGAACAGAGCUGGACUUUUUAUUGCAAUUCCUGCUUCCCUGAGUUUGUAUUUUUCUUCCUAACCAAGAAGAACAUUAUAUUUUUUGGACCGUAUCUUUAUUUUUGUCUGAUUUUUAAAUUUUAACGUUUUUUCUUGUCAGUAAUACACCCUGAGAGCAGUUUUAUUGUUAUAACCCAUGCCUCUGAAUGUUAAACUGACUUCUUGGAAGGAUUCUGAGCAAGCUUUAAGAAGCUGGGCAGGAUUUCACAGAUGAUGAUUGGUGGAAAGACCAGCGAAAGAAUGAAUGACUCACAUUCCAGGAAUUUCCUCCAACUUCAAACCUUUACCCGAAUCUUAUCCAAUGUGGACAGCUGUUCAUUUUAUAAUGAUUUUGAUUUUGCAAUAUGAAUUCGAAAAAUCAGUGUAUGUUUUCACAGUGAAAAGUCAACACUGAGAGCAAGAAUUCUAUUAUAAGGACAUGAACUUAAUGAGAGAAGACAAGCCCAGUGAGGGCAGGAGGGUCUCAGGACAAGGGAGAUUCAUUCCAGAUGUGUGAUUAAUGCUGUGGAGGUGUGGUAUCCCUCUGGGCUUAGUUCAGAAAUAAAUGUUCUCCAGUUUAAAUUCUGGUUUGAGAUCAUUAGGUAAUUCAGGAAUGCUUCAUUGCUAUUUCUUUGCUUUUAAAGACAAAGAAUUGAUGUAGCUAUUGAUGUAGCUAAAGGCAUCCUUGCUGUGUCAUAAACAAUUAGGAGGCUACCAGGUUAUUCUGUUAGAGCAAUUAAAAAAAAUCCAGAUAUAGCCUUCUAGUUCUUCAUUUUUAUCUUACUUUUGAAUCACUAUCAAUUCAAGAUUUCUUAUAGUUUCUUCUCAGGCAGCAUACCAAGAGACAAAAUUAAUAAAUGGCAGUUAUUCUGCAUCAAGUUUUGUUACUUUUUUUGUGAAAUAAAAGGAUCUACAUUGUAUGGCAAUAAAAAAUUCU